Leucoraja erinaceus (little skate) is the source of this 8031-nucleotide messenger RNA. It is a transcript of the gene hepacam2, whose product is annotated as HEPACAM family member 2. The record is from RefSeq and is a predicted model, not a curated record. The coding region runs from base 61 to 1437 and encodes 458 amino acids. The transcript has 10 exons. Lineage: Eukaryota; Metazoa; Chordata; Chondrichthyes; Rajiformes; Rajidae.
AUCAAAUGAGGCUGGGACCGGUUACUGCUCAACUGAACAACGAAACCGUGCGGACUCCCAAUGGGACGCGAUGUCUCCAUGGAUUCCUCCAGCAGCAAGAGUUAUUUUCUCCUGUUCAAGAUAUGCAUCCUGGCGAUCGGCACUUGUGGAGCUGUAAGAGUUACGGUGCCAACUGAAAUGAUCCUGGGGACUGUUGGACAACCUCUGCUGCUCCCUGUAAACUACACUACUGGAAUCAAAGAUCAGAACACUCAGAUAACCUGGACUUUCCAAAGCCAAUCUUCAGGUUCCAUGCUUCUGGUGACAGCCAUAAACAACACCUUGACUCCUGACAUGGAGCACGGCCACAGGUUUUUCUUGUCUCCUCCCAGUGCCACACUGUUAAUCAACCCAGUACAAUUAACUGAUGAUGGUGAAUAUACCAUAAAAGUGACUGUCUCUGGAGUGAAGAUGGAAUCAGCUAGUCAACAACUGACUGUUCAGGUCAACGUUCCGGUCUCUAAGCCAGUGGUGCACAGUGAUCCUGCCUGGGGAGCAGUGGAGUACAUAGACAAUGCAACACUCACAUGUACCGUGAGCAAAGGCACAAAGGUCAUUUAUCAGUGGCUAAAAGAUGGAAAGCCGUUACCAGAAAGCAGCCGUCACAUCUUCUCUGUAGACAACAAGAUGCUGUUCAUUUCUCCAGUUCUAAAAGACGACUCGAGUAAUUACACCUGUGUAGCAAAGAACCUGAUUAGUAUAAAUGAGAGUGAACCGAUUGCACCAAAUAUUUACUAUGGCCCCUAUGACUUGAUGGUGAAGUCUGAACCUCGAUUCAAAAUUAGUGAAGGAGUGUUUGCUGUUGGCAAAGGAGAACCAGUCUGGUUUAAAUGUUCAGCAAAUUCCAACCCACCGAAUGACUACUCGUGGUUCCAAAAAGCCAACAACAAGACGACACCUAUCCAUCGGGGGCCGGUAUUAAAUAUCAUGUCUGAGAAAGUACCCGAGAAAGCUGAUUACAUGUGCUGUGUCUACAACAAUGUCACAGGCAAGCGGGACGAAACUCAGUUCACACUCAUUCUCUCCCACACCGGUCAAGAAAGGCGGAAAUAUAAAGGAAGCUCCAUCCACUCAUUGGUUAUAAUUGUUGGAUUGUCAAUAACUCUGAUCGUCUGCAUACUUCUUUACUUUAUUCUAAAAAGAUAUUUUCCUCGAAAAGUGAUUAAGAAGGAAGUGUACCACAGGUCACCGACAGAUUAUAUACGAGCACACCAAGUAUCAGUAGAACAAGAGCCAUCUAUGGAUGAUUAUGGAAUAUAUGAAUUUGUUGCUGUACCAGAGCCUGCAUCAUUUCCACAGGUUCCACCAGAUAAGUUAAGCACUGUGUAUGAUAUUAUUCGAGUACCAGAUAUCCGCACAGUUUAUGACGUCAUUUGCCAGACACCAAAAACGUCUUGAUGUUGGACUCAUCAUAACAGUUGAAUGCUGUAUUUUGUCACAGCCAGAAGAUUGAGGCAGUUGAGCAAUGAUUAUGUGUUUUGACAACAAACUAUAAAGACAACCAAGGUCAGACAUGAAGACGCAGAACCUUUUACUGUCCGGCAUGUGGGAGAAUCAAAAGGACUGAAGCAAUUUGCAGAACAUUUAUUCAUCUACAAAGCUCUAACAAUUCAACUUUUAAUUCAGCGGUGUAUGUAAUAUGUGAAUAAGAAUAUGUUAUCAAUGACUGCAUUAGAUUAUCAAAAAGUAUCUUUCAUUUUUAAGUGUUACCGAUAAAAUGUAUUUAUUCUUAAACUUAAACAGUCAUUCUGUGUAGGGAUUGGUUUACAUUUACCUUGCGAAUUUUAGAUGUUUAUUGAAAUCAGGCACAUUUAUUUAUAGAAAAAAAGUAAAAUUAUACCCGAGACUGAAUCCAGCCAUAAUUCACGGUGUAAAUCAUAAACUCAAUUAUAUUGCAGUGUUUCCAGUCUUCGCAUAUCACACUCAAAAUUGAAGACUAUUUACCUUUUUUGACAUUUAAUUGAUAACCUAACUCAGAAAAACCAUAACAUUAAUUGUAUGGCAACUCUAUUCCUUUAGAGAGAGUCUCCUCCAUUGUGUUGAGACACAUUGUUAAUAACAAUCGAACAUGCAUUUAACAAUGGUAUAGUUAGCCCGAGGGUGCUUAAAACAAAUAAUUAUUCCAAAAAGUGUUCCACUCCAUUGAUGGCAGCCCUUGUUUAGACAAAAACAAAGUUUAAAUCAUCUCUUCUGAAUCGGUGUCAUAUACUUCCUUCCAGAUAACUAAAGACAGAUAAACCCAACUGUCAAUUUACAUAAUUUCUGUAUUGUUUCCAUGGCAUGCACAUUUAUCUGAACUAGAUCAGUGUGUAAAGAUGUACAUAUAAUCCAAAAGAGGAUUUCAGAUCAUCAAAAGCAGGUCAACAGUAGCAGAAUAAAAAAAAUACAUAUACAGGUCUACCACCGAUUUUCCAGCAACUGAUGGUCCAGCACAUCAUUUAAUCUGGACAAAAUUACGAGAGUGCACGUGAAAUUCCCCCCCAGAAAUCCCUCCAAAGUCGCCUAGGCCGGGUGAGGCAGCCGAUCUUGACCUCAUUGGGAAUUCCGCAGUCAGACUACUGCUCAGCGGGUCGAAUUUUCCCCCUGCAGCUGGAGCUCUGAAACUUCUGCCCGGAAGGGUCUCGACCCUGAAACAUCACCCAUUCCUUCUCUCCAGAGAUGCUGCCUGUCCCACUGAGUUACUCCAACAUUUUGUGCCUAUUUUCAAUCUAAACCAGCAUCUACAGUUCUUUCCUACACAUAGUGCUUUGUACCUAUCUGCUGCAAGACUUUUCAUUGAGGUGAAUCAUCAAGCAAAACAUUCUCUCUGAAAAUCUGCAGUUCAAUUUAAAAAUAUUUAUGACUAAUGAAUGUAAAACUAAAAGUAAGAGAAGUAAGGCUUGUUGAAUCUGCUUUGUAUUCCAUAAGGUUUUGGCCCUUUGUUGCCACAAUCCCUGUAUCUAUCCCCCUUUCUCAUAUUCUGUUAUUGCAAAGAUCUGGUGAUCGUAGCCUGAAAAGUAGUCAAUGACUAAACAUUCACAAAUUUUGGGGGUUAAGAAUUACAAAGAUUCUCAACAUUCUGAAAAUGUUUACCUCAACUCAUUCCUCCACCUUAUCCUGAGACUGUGAAACCUAGACGGAAGUCAUCAACCAAAUGAAAUGGCUGGCUUUGAAUCCAUCCUUUGUCGUCCUGUCAGAACUAGUUUCAAAUAAAUCACUCUCAGAACUCCAAAAAAGAUAGGCAUAUCCUACCCAUUCUGUGCUUAUAGCACAUUAUUAUAUUUCAGGAAAUAAUCUGUUAAAUAUAUUGUACAAUAAAUAUAUCUUUCCUUACACCUAUUGAGGGACCUCUGUUCUGUCUCAACACGACUUCUUUACCAUAGUCCUUUAAUCCCAAUGCACGAAAAACACCAGCAUAUCAUUUGCCUUCCUAAUUGUUUGCUGUGCACUCAAUUUAAUGUUUUUGGAUUUAUAGACAAUAGACUAUAGGUGCGGGAGUAGGCCAUUCGGCCCUUCAAGCCAGCACCGCCAUUCACUGUGAUCAUAGGUGAUCAUCCACAAUCAGUACCCCAUUCCUGCCUUCUCACCAUAUCCAUGACACUAUUAUCAUUAAGAGCUCUAUCUAACUCUCUCUUGAAAGCAUCCAGAGAAUUGGCCUCCAUUGCCCUCUGAGGCAGAGAAUUCCAUAGAUUCGCAACUCUCUGGGUGAAAAUGUUUUUCCUCAUCUCCGUUCUAAAUGGCCUACCCCUUAUUCUUAAACUGUGGCCGCCGGUUCUUGACUCCCCCAACAUCGGGAACAUGUUUCCUGCCUCUAACAUGACCAAUUCCUUAAUAACCUUAUAUGUUUUAAUAAGAUAUCCUCUCAUCCUUCUGAAUUCCAGAGUAUACAAGCCCAGCCGCUCCAUUCUAUCAACAUAUGGCUGUCCCGCCAUCCCAGGAAUUAACCUCGUGAUCCUACGCUGCACUCCGUCAAUAGUAAGAAUGUCCUUCCUCAAAUUUGGAGACCAAAACUGCACACAAUACUCCAGGUGUGGUCUCACUAGGGCCCAGUACAACUGCAGAAGGACCUCUUUGCUCGUAUACUCAGCUCCUCUUGUUAUGAAGGCCAACAUGCCAUUAGCUUUCUUCACUGCCUGCUGUACCUGCAUGCUUACUUUCAGUGACUGAUGAACAAAGACCCCCAGAUCUUGUUGUACUUCCCCUUUUCCCAACUUGACACCAUUCAGAUAAUAAUCUGCCUUCCUGUUUUUGCCACCAAUGUGGAUAACCUCACAUUUAUCCAUAUUAAACUGCAUGUGCCACGCAUUUGCCCACUCACACAACCUGUCCAAGUUACCCUGCAUUCUCAUAGCAUCCUCCUCACAGUUCACACUGCCACCCAGCUUUGUGUCAUCUGCAAAUUUGCUAAUGUAGAAGGGUGCGCAAUUCUGUCAGAACAUAGGUGUAAUUGAAGAAAAAAUGUAUACUUUCUUAUUUUUGCUGCUAUGAAUUAGCAAAGAUUUUCUCAGAAUUACAUUCUAUCUGGAACUUCUUGUCUAUAUCCGGUGGCAGGCUCUUUCCAAAGUUCCUCACAAAGAUUUAUAAUAUUAUCAAAUUUGUAUCUGCUGGUCUUGGUCUUCAAAUCAUUAUUAUUAUACUUGUAAAUUGUAGAUAGUAUGUAGAGAUUAGUUACUACCACUUUUGUAAAUGUGAGUUAUGCAUAUGACUUGAGUGUUUGACGGCACUGGGCCUAUAUUCGCUGGAGUUUAGAAGAAUGAGGGGGGGGGACCACAUUGAACGUACAGAACAGUGAAAGGCUUGGAUAGAGUGCAUGUGGAUGUUUCCACUAGUGCAAGAGUCUAGGACCAGUCAUAGCCUCACAAUUAAAGGAUGUUCUUUUAGGAAGGAGAAGAUGAGGAUUUUUUUUAGUCAGAGGGUGGUGAAUCUGUGGAAUUCUUUGUCAGAAGGCUGUGGAGGCAAAGUCAGUGGAUAUAUUUAAGGCAGAGAUAGAUAGAUACUUGAUUCUUGGUUUCAGAGGUUACGUGGAGAACGCAGGAGAAUGGGGUUAGGAGGGAGUGAUAGAUCAGCCAUGAUUGAAUGGUGGAGUAGACUUGAUGGGCCGAAUGGUCUAAUUCUACUCUGAUCACUUAUGAUCUUAUGACUUGCAUAUAGAUGGUAUAAUUAUACUGUGCAUUGUUUUAAUGCUAUCUUUGCAGUCUAAACAUUAUCCUUAUCUUAAUGUAGAUGAUACCCUGCAUUGUGGUUUUAUUACAGUGAAAUUAACUGAAUUUCUAAUUGUGCAGUAAAGUAAUUGACUGACAACAGAUUGCAAGUAAAUGAGGGUUUUUCUAAGUUAGGAAUAUUUUUAGGAGGGUAGGAUUUGAAUUUAUAAUUAGAUUUGGGGAUUGGUUAAAUUAUGGCAAAACAUUCCCUUGAUAUUCUCAUUUCAGGCAGCAACGCUGGUUCUUAUUCUUAACUUCAAUUUAUUUUGCAAAUGAACCAAAGGGGGAUAUUUAGAAACAAACCAAAAAUCUGGGUUAAAGGAAUCAUCCUAGGUCUGGUGGAGUUUGAUAAAAUCUGUCAACUGCAAAAUUAAAAGUCGAUAAAAUUGAUACAGAUCUCUCUAAUGAACAACGCAGAAUGAAUACAAAACAUUUUAAAUGUUAAUGGACCCAAUAUUUGUGAUGUCAAAUGCCAGAAACGGUAACACGAAAAGUGAACAUGAAAUGUAAACUAUGUUGUUUGAAUCAAGAUUACAUGAUCUGCAGCAUGGUGCUCCCAACAGGGAAUGGUAUUUACAAGGAUUUGAACUUGUUGGCACUGAGAAUGUCAAGUACUGCAUUCCACUAUCGUUAUCAAGAGAAAAGAGAACAAUUCAAUUCAUCAAAGUAAUGCAGUACAAUUGGUUUUUUUUUAAUCAAGGCAUGAUCGUCACAGGGUUGAGUAGUGAGAUGAAACUCAAAUAAUUGUGCUUUCAUCUUGAAAGUAAGAAAACGGUGGUGGUAUUUAUGGUGGGACAGGGGCAUUACAUGGCAAGGAUUGAAGACAAUCAUUUUUUUUCAGGAAAAGAAUGAAAUAAGUAGAGUAAUUUGUCCAAAUAGUUGAAAUCACUAAUGUUGGCAAGUCUUUCUUUGCACAAAUGAUCAUUUCACUGCUUCUCAGUAACAGAGAUAUAACUUGAUAUUAGAAGGUGUUGUCCAAGAGAAUGGGUGAGUGAGUAAGAGAUGGUUGAACACCUCCCUUACUUCUAUUUCCCAGCGCUUGCAUACAAUGAUUGUGAAAUAUUUUGGGGGCCUAGCUAUGUACAUUAUUGUUGAUGUAAAUGUUAGUCCAAGCUGGCUGGAAAUUUGAAUGGAACUUGCUCUUAUUAUGAAUUUAUCACAAAUUGGAUGUUAGGAGUGUAAAUUUCCUGCCUUCCUUCCAUGUUAUUUUGCAGAAAAUGUGGAAAUAAGCAGCAUUCGUCAUCAGAACUAUUUUGGGAUGAUUGUUUAAAGUUAACGAUGUGUACCCACAAAUUUUGGAUUUUGUGGAUUAAAAGCUGUGCUUAAUAUAAUGCCAGUUCUGUCAUACAACAACUGCCGUCAUAUAACACGUUGAAUGUAUUUGAUGAGAAUUAUUUUGUACCAUAUAUGUUUACAGACAAAUUCUAUUUAUAUCUUGUCUGUUGCUUAUAAAUUGAAAAAAAAGCAGAAUGUGUUCUGGUAUUCAUUUUCCCCCCAACAUUGUAAUAAAGAGUUAAAAGGACCACCUAUGCUGGAAUAAAUGAUCUCAAAUGAUCCACUACUAAAAGCCUUCAACGUAAUACCCUGGCAGCCAAGACUCCAUCUUCCUCCAGGUUAGUUUAAAUUUGCACAUAGCUUGUAUCACACUACACUGCUCCCCCCCCUCCUCCCUCAUCCUGGCUACAAUGCAAAUCACUAAAUAUCAGGUUCAGCAGAAUUUAUACAUGUUCAGACAUGGACUGCACAGAUUUCUAAUGCAAGUUUAUGGUAAAUAGGAUGAUGGAGGCUAGGGAUGCUAGACAGAACAAAUGCAGACAGGAAGACUUCAACAGAGGAGAUGAGGCAGCAACUGAACCAGAUAAUACUAGGGAGAGGCACAUAGGCUUAUUGGUGAAUUAUGAAUAUCUGGAAUAUAUUGCUCAGUCAUUGUGGGGAGAAGGCGAGAGAAUGGGGUUGAGAUGGAAAGAUAGAUCAGCUGUGAUUGAAUGGCAGAUUAGACUUGAUGGGUCAAUUAGCCUAAUUCUCCCCCUCUAAGCUAUGAAUUUAUGGAUGGGGGAAAAAGUGCAGGUGUUUCAAUCAGUUGCAUGGAAAAGCCAGAAGAAGGGAGAGAAUGGCAAAAGGUGUUAGACAAUGAAAUAGGCUUACAUCAUACUAAUAGAAGUCCAGGAAGCUGCUAUCAACAUAUAAGUGGGAGGAAGUAGGAAUGGAACAAAAAAGGAUCUAUAUAUUACACUAAAGGCAGACAUAGCUUGGAUUUAUACCGGCUCCCAAAGUAGCAAAUUUGAGUUGGAAAAAGUGAGUAGAGUCAAAAGAGAAAAAAUGAGUGAUAAAAUGGUACAUGUUUCUGGAGAAAUAUUAACUCUGCUUCCUUCUCCAUUGUUGGUGCCUGUCCUGCAUGGGCUACACAUUGUACAUGAGAACAGCUAGUAGAGCAAACUAUAUUUAAUGUACAAGUAAAUGAUUAUCUCAUCUGGAAGGGCAUUUGGAUGAAAAGAAAGAGGUAAAAGAGCAGGAGUUGCAAUUUCUUCUUUACUUCAUCCACAACAUGAGACACAGCAUAGCUGUUGAAUUUUGAAAGCCUACUGGGUAUCCUAGCAAUACAGGAGAUUACUUUGAAUGUAAAAUAAUGUAGAUAAAUAUAUCUUUAAUAUGCUUCUAUGUCUACAUGUUAUUCAUGUUGCUAGGCAUUGUUAAAACGAUUAUUCAAAUUCUCAUUUUGGUACAAUGGGUGCACCACAAAAUGUAUCAAAACAAAGAAGUGAUCGCUGAUUCGUAAGGAAUUACCUCAACUUUGAAAGUUCCCCACAUAAAA